ACUUGAGAAGUACUUACAUUAACGCCUUGAGACACUGUGUUAGGUCGGAAGCAAGCCGCAAAGCCCGUUGUUUCAAGCCAAAGAAACAAGCAAUAGCGAGGAUGCGCCUUUUCCUCAAACACUUUAACCUCUCCCACCGAGACAUUUGGCUGCAUUCUCGCUAUGUUUCUUCCCUUGCUCUCGCACUUCGCCCUCCAUUUUCUGGCAAUCCAAAGGCGGCCCUAUUCUCAAGCAACCUCGACUCACCUCUCAGUUGUUCCACUCCAGGAACUGCCACUGAAUUUAUCCAGCGGGCAAAACGAGAACAGCUAGCUCCAAUUGUCUAUUCUGUUCAUAAUAUGAUUGAAGUUAACGCUGAAAUGAAGCAAUUAGUGAAACAGGGACAACUUUGUAAAGCUAGGAAUAUGUUUGAGAAAAUGGAUCACAGAGAUGAGGUUUCGUGGACUACAUUAAUAGGUGGUUAUGUCAAUGCCUCAGAUUCAUACGAAGCUUUGUUCCUGUUCUCAAAUAUGUGGGUCCAGCCUGAACUUCAAAUAGAUCAAUUCAUGAUUAGUAUUACACUCAAGGCAUGUGCACUUGGUGUCAAUAUUUGCCUUGGAGAAUUACUACAUGGAUUUUCAGUUAAAUCUGGUUUGAUAACCUCAGUGUUUGUCAGCAGUGCCCUGAUAGAUAUGUACAUGAAAGUAGGAAAAAUAGAAGAAGGUUGCAGAGUCUUUGAAAAAAUGAUGGCUAAAAAUGUAGUAUCAUGGACAGCCAUUAUUGCAGGGCUUGUACAUGCGGGUUACAGUGCGGAGGGACUGUGGUACUUUUCUGAAAUGUGGAGAUCAAAAGUGGGCUAUGAUUCACAUACAUUUUCCAUUGCUCUAAAAGCUUCUGCUGAUUUGAGUUUUUUACAUCAUGGGAAAGCCAUACACACACAAACAAUAAAACAAGGAUUUGAUGAGAGCUCAUUUGUGAUUAAUACUCUAGCAACCAUGUAUAAUAAAUGUGGAAAACCAGAUUAUGUCGUGCGAUUGUUUGAAAAAAUGAGGAUGCCAGAUGUAGUUUCAUGGACAAAUCUUAUUACGACAUAUGUGCAGGUGGGUGAAGAGGAACAUGCAGUGGAAGUAUUUAAAAGAAUGAGAAAAUCAGAUGUCCCUCCUAAUAAAUUCACUUUUGCAGCCAUAAUUUCUGCCUGUGCAAAUCUUGCUAUUGCUAAAUGGGGGGAACAAAUACAUGGUCAUGUAUUCCGUCUUGGUUUUGUUGAUGCUUUGUCAGUGGCAAAUUCCAUCAUCACCCUUUAUUCAAAAUGUGGGCUGCUGACUUCAGCUUCAUUAGUGUUUCGUGGUAUAACUAGAAAGGAUAUUAUAUCUUGGAGCACUAUAAUUGCUGUUUAUUCUCAAGGAGGUUAUGCAAAAGAAGCUUUUGACUAUCUAUCAUGGAUGAGAAGGGAAGGGCCAAAACCAAAUGAAUUUGCUAUUUCUAGCAUACUGAGUGUUUGUGGAAGCAUGGCACUUCUUGAGCAAGGGAAACAGUUGCAUGCACAUGUACUUUGCAUUGGCAUAGAUCAUGAAGCAAUGGUUCAUAGUGCUCUUAUUAAUAUGUAUUCAAAAUGUGGAAGUGUACAAGAUGCGUCAAAAAUCUUUGACAGUUUGAAAAUGAAUGACAUUAUAUCAUGGACAGCCAUGAUUAAUGGAUAUGCUGAACAUGGUUAUAGCCUAGAGGCCAUUGACUUGUUUGAGAAGAUUUCUAGAGUUGGUUUAAAGCCAGACUAUGUGACAUUCAUCGGGGUUCUGACAGCAUGUAGCCAUGCUGGAAUGGUUGAUCUUGGUCUCUUCUAUUUUUUGAAAAUGACUAAUGAGUACAAGAUCAGUCCUUCAAAAGAACACUAUGGUUGCAUCAUUGACCUUCUCUGCAGAGCAGGGCAAUUGAGUGAAGCUGAGCACAUAAUACGAACUAUGCCAUUCCAUAUUGAUGAUGUUGUGUGGUCUACCUUACUCAGGGCAUGUAGAGAGCAUGGAGAUGUUGACCGUGGAAGAUGGACAGCUGAACAGUUGCUUCGGUUAGAUCCAAAUUCAGCUGGAACUCAUAUUACUCUGGCUAACAUAUAUGCUGCCAAGGGGAGAUGGAAGGAAGUUGCAGAUAUAAGAAAGUUAAUGAAGUCAAAGGGAGUAAUAAAGGAAAGAGGAUGGUCUUGGAUUAAUGUCAAUGAUCAUUUAAAUGCAUUUGUUGCUGGGGAUCAGGCUCAUCCACAAAGUGAACAUAUCACAACCAUUCUAGAAUUAUUGAGAGCAAAUAUAGGAGAUGCUCUGCUGGAAAUAAGAUCUCUUCAUGAAGAUGUUGAGGUUUAGCAGACGGCUACAUUCUGUGUCAUUAUGGGAAUGCUCAAAAGUAGUUUUUUUUUUCUAAUUUCCAAAUUUCAUAGAUUAUUGGGAAUUGGGUUCCCUGUUCUCAUCAUUUGAAAACAUUAGCUUGAUAUGGGUUCUCCAAAAACUGAGUUAGACAUUUUCAGAAGAUCAAAAGUUCUUUCUGAAAAAGCAAAUUAAUGAAAAAGUUUGCUUUACAGAAAAACAGUAUCUGAUGCCAGAUGAGUCCAGCCGGAGAGAACUUAUUGGAUCUGAAAUUGAGGCCAGGGUUACCAUUCUCAAUGAUCAGUUUGCUGAAAUUAAUGAUUGUGUAAGAUGCCAUGAUUAUAUUCCCAAGGAACUGCUGUGGUGCUAAUCCAAUGGACUGACCUACCAGCAUUUCAAGCCCCAUGGGAACCCAUGAAAGCCAUCAUGAAGCAGUUUCCUUCUUUUCACCUUGAGGGCAAGGUGACUAUUUUGUGGGAGACUAUUUUUAGGCUUUUUACAAGUAAAUAUUAUAAACCAUAAAUUGGGUUUUGAAUUGGGACCGAAUUGUUAUGUGAUAGGUUUCUGGAUUAGGAAACCUAUCGAA
Vigna umbellata (rice bean) is the source of this 2916-nucleotide messenger RNA. RefSeq names its product Tetratricopeptide repeat (TPR)-like superfamily protein. NCBI's taxonomy places the organism in Eukaryota, Viridiplantae, Streptophyta, Magnoliopsida, Fabales, Fabaceae. Gene Ontology annotation, molecular function: RNA binding; protein binding. The record is from RefSeq and is a predicted model, not a curated record. Gene Ontology annotation, biological process: RNA modification.